UGUGGAGGAAAGCAUCAGUUUAGUUCAGAAGUACCAUCUUUGGAGCUAAAAUAGAGAAUUUAUCCCAACGCCAAAAUAAAAUUGUAUUUUACGAAAUUACUUGUUAUUGCAUAACCAAUGAAGCAGCUGUCAUUUGGCGUGAACAUAGAAUCAGCGAGGACAUAAGCAAAAGAACCUGAAAUCAAACCCGGCAAACAAAGAGGUCUACUUUCAACGACAACAUUUUUCCUCCAUAUUCUAUAGUUAUGAGUCAUGUGGCCGUCGAUAAUGCACACGGUCUCGAGCAGCAGCUUGCUGUCCUGGACUUGAAUGCACCAGACACACAAGGUGGAGGCACGAACAGGCGAUACGUUCCUCCACAUUUGCGGAACAAAGACGUGACUAAAAAUGCUGGAACUGCCUUUUCUGCUGGUCGACAGGGUGGCUACACGAUUACACCUACUGCUAACUAUGGUUGGGAUGGAGGUCGCAACAAUUUUGUUAAUGGCUACCAUGACAACCGCAUAAAUGGUGGCAACUCUUUUAACCGUGGACCCCCUCGUAUGGAGCGGGGUCGAGGUGGAAUUGGUGGAGGUUACCGUGGCAACAGGGGCACAGCCUUUAACCCCAUCAACCCAGUGCAGACAAUGACCUUCGCUGGCUUUGAGAAUAAAGAUGCAGGCGGCUGGAACACGGCCAAGGAUGCCUAUACCAGUUUUGGCAACAACCGAGGAAAGUCUGCAUUCUUUAAUGACAGAAGCACUGCUAAUAGAGGAAGGUAUGAACAUGGUGGAUUUAGUGGAGGAGGGGGAGUAAACAGCCGCUGGGUGGAGGAGCCUAGAGAUGAUGGCGAUUGGUCGAAACCAACACCACGUAAUGAACGCCUUGAACAUGAGUUGUUCUCUGGCAGUAACACAGGGAUUAACUUUGAAAAAUAUGAUGACAUUCCUGUAGAAGCCACAGGACAGAACUGCCCUCCCCACAUUGAAAGUUUCCAAGAUGUUGAUAUGGGUGAGAUUAUUAUGGGCAACAUUGCUCUGAGUCGCUACACCAGACCGACCCCUGUCCAGAAAUAUGCCAUUCCUAUUGUCAAGUCCAAGAGAGACUUAAUGGCAUGUGCACAGACAGGUUCUGGAAAGACAGCAGCCUUCCUGCUGCCAAUUCUCAGUCAGAUCUACACAGAUGGACCAGGAGAAGCUGUUAAUGCAGCUAAAGCUUCUGGACAGGAAAAUGGAAAAUAUGGUCGUCGUAAACAGUACCCCAUCUCUUUGGUUUUGGCUCCAACCAGGGAGCUGGCACUGCAGAUAUAUGAUGAAGCCAGGAAGUUUUCCUAUAGGUCCAGAGUGCGGCCCUGUGUAGUCUAUGGUGGUGCAGACAUUGGCCAGCAGAUAAGAGACCUGGAAAGAGGCUGCCAUUUAUUGGUAGCCACACCAGGGAGACUAGUGGACAUGAUGGAGAGGGGAAAGAUCGGACUGGAAUACUGCAACUACCUGGUCCUCGAUGAGGCAGACCGAAUGUUGGAUAUGGGGUUUGAACCACAGAUAAGGCGGAUUGUUGAACAGGACACUAUGCCACCAAAAGGCAUCCGACAUACCAUGAUGUUCAGUGCCACUUUUCCAAAAGAGAUUCAGAUUCUGGCGAGGGAUUUCUUGGAGGAAUACAUUUUCCUUGCGGUGGGCAGAGUGGGAUCCACAUCAGAGAAUAUCACUCAGAAGGUGGUGUGGGUGGAAGAGAGUGAUAAGAGGUCUUUCCUCCUGGACCUGCUCAGUGCUACAGUCAUUCCCAGCGAGGUACCAGAAAAUAAUGGAGACAACAUAGAGAAACCUGGUAAAGACUCGCUGACUCUAGUGUUUGUGGAGAAAAAAGGUGCUGAUGCCUUGGAGGACUUCCUGUAUCGUGAGGGAUAUGCCUGUACCAGCAUCCACGGUGACCGCUCUCAGAGAGACAGAGAGGGAAGCCCUAAGAAGUUCAGAUCAGGAAAUGCCCCAAUUCUGGUGGCCACAGCGGUCCCGUGGUCUGACAUAUCGAAUGUCAAGCAUGUUAUUAACUUUGACCUGCCCAGCGACAUAGAGGAGUAUGUUCAUCGUAUUGGUCGUACAGGACGAGUAGGAAAUCUGGGGCUGGCAACAUCAUUCUUCAACGAUAAGAAUGGGAACAUCACUAAAGAUCUGCUGGACAUCUUGGUCGAAGCCAAACAAGAAGUUCCGUCAUGGUUGGAGAGUCUGGCCUAUGAACACCAGCAUAAGAGUAGCAACAGAGGGCGCUCUAAGAGGUUUUCUGGUGGUUUUGGAGCGCGUGAUUAUCGCCAGGCCACAGCUGGAGGUAACACUGGAGGGUUUGGAGGACGUGGAGGUCGAAAUCAGUCAGGACAUGGAGGGGCUCGUGGCUUUGGUGGAGGUGGUUUUGGUAACUUCUACAGCAGUGACGGCUAUGGAGGCAACUACUCACACUCUCAAGUUGACUGGUGGGGCAACUAACAUAAGCCCUCUUCAUCACUCUCAUCUUCGUCUCUCUUCUUUCUUCUCAUCUGUAGCUUCCCUGCUGCCCACCAUAUGCAUGAAAUUAAAAUGUUUAUACUCAUUUAUAUAUAUAAUUACCCUUCAUUGCACCAUUAUGCGCUCUGAGGUUUGCUUUGAUGCUUACUUUUUUAUCCUUUCCAUUUAUAUCUUUGUCUUCCUUGUACUUCUUGCCAUCUUUUUCUUUCUUGAGGAAUCCCAGUAUCCGUAACAGGUUGCAUUACAAAAGAAUUCCUCAGUUUUUGUUAUUUUUCUAUUUUUACCACAGAUUUAUUUUUGACAAAUAGAGUCUUGUGGUUUCAGUCAGUUAACGAGUUGUAUGAUGAUUAGUCAUGAAGAAAGAUUGCACCACUGUGAUAAGUGUCUUUGGAAAAAUGACCAACACAAUUCCACUUUAGUUGCAUCCCUUUAGUUUCCAAAACAAUGGAUGGUCUAAUUUCUGGCUGAAUAGAACUGGAGAGCAAAGUGGUUUUUCACUUUUGUGUUGCUGUUUUAAUGUGUUUUUGUCUCUAGAUAUUCUAUGCCAGCCAGGCUGCUUGUGUACUGUACAUUACCAUGUCAUCUUUGUAUUUAAUAAAUGGCCAGGUUAUAAAUUGCUGGUCAAAAUGUUUUUUAAAAUAUGAAGCAGAGCUGCAGUGGGAAACAGGUUAGAUCAUAACAAAACAGGCCUAUGUAAAACUUAAAACAAAAAAAAACUGUAACUGCUUGAGGUCUCCUUACCUGCAUGAACGAUGCUUACAAGGAGUUACAGGUUUUGCUACAUAUUUUUUCAUAAUUUAAAAAUGUAUUUACUUCGGCCUGGAAAAGACACAGGCUGACGUGUCCAGUCAGUGGGUCCUCCAGCAGAAUCUGAGACUUGUGGUUGUUUCAGUCACAACUACAGACUGUAUUUUCUUUGGGUUAAAACAUAAUAAUGGAUCAUUUGUUUAUGUACUGUGCCUUUUAAGAAUUUCAAUUUUAUUUACUAAGUUUUUUUUUAUGCAUAUUACCUGAAGUGGCUGGACGUACUGGCCAACUGUGACACAAAUGUGUAUUAUAUUUAUUAUCUAUGGCUUUAGAUGUGUUUUACUGCUAUAUGGAAGGAAACAAACUAGGCUUGAACUAAUCAAACCUUGGCAAAGCAAAACAAAA
Messenger RNA from Thalassophryne amazonica, 3626 nucleotides. RefSeq names its product ATP-dependent RNA helicase DDX3X-like. Gene Ontology annotation, molecular function: ATP binding; RNA binding; RNA helicase activity. Lineage: Eukaryota; Metazoa; Chordata; Actinopteri; Batrachoidiformes; Batrachoididae. The record is from RefSeq and is a predicted model, not a curated record. Gene Ontology annotation, cellular component: P granule; nucleus. Gene Ontology annotation, biological process: gamete generation; cell differentiation.